Molecule: messenger RNA, 399 nt
Organism: Arabis nemorensis
Lineage: Eukaryota; Viridiplantae; Streptophyta; Magnoliopsida; Brassicales; Brassicaceae
Source: the annotation of a GenBank genome assembly
AUGGGAUCUGCUUUAUCAAAUAUGCUUGGAGGUGGUGAGGAUGCAGCUUCGAGUGAAUCCGAGCCUAGUCAGGUGCUGACGUUUAGCUCAUCGGCUCGGUGGCAGCUUCAUUUCAACGAGAUUAAGGAAUCUUCGAAACUGAUGGUGAUUGACUUCUCGGCUUCUUGGUGUGGACCUUGUAAGAUGAUCAUGCCUGCGAUUCGUGAAAUGGCUGAAAAAAUCACUGAUGUUAGCUUCGUCAAAUUAGAUGUCGAUGAAGUCCCUGAUGUCGCUAAAGAAUUCAACGUGACGGCUAUGCCAACUUUUGUGCUGGUGAAAAGAGGUAAAGAAGUUGAAAGGAUCAUUGGAGCCAAAAAAGAUGAACUCGAGAACAAAGUUAGCAAACACAGGGCACAAUGA